AUGUCUUCAGAUUUUCGAAUUGAUGACGAAGAAAUCAUAAUCAAAAUAUAGUGCCGUCUUCAUGAACAGAAAUUCUUCCUUAAAACAAAUUUGGUUAUUAGAUUUGGCUUUAUCCAGAGAAUUUUUCAUAGUAGUGGUCGAGUUUUAGCCUGAGCAGAAUUGGAAAAUCUUAUUUUUUGACCCAAAAGCCCACCCUCGUGAAAUUUUUAUGGAAAAAAAAUCUGAUAUAUAAGUGUUUGAUUUUAAACAUUUUUCAUAUAUCCUGAGAGUAGAGAAAGCCUUAUUAGGUGAUGCCAAAUUUAAAAACUAUAACUAACUAAGAUUAAAAUGACAAAGAAAGCCUUUACUACAGCGAUUUUUUAUCACAGUCGUUCUUCUCAAACAAGGUAAAAACUUAUUUUUAUGGAUUUUUUGGGAAUCUGUUUAAAAUCAAAUAUCACAAAAAAACCAAGCAAAAAGUGCAAAUGCUCAAUGAAAUUUUAAUAAAUACUAUUAUGACUUUACAAUUAACAAGCUUAGCAUGGUAUCCUAAUUUAGAUGCCGAAAUGUGGGAUUCUUGUAAAAUUUUUUGAAGUCGAUUAGGAAUUGUGAGCUAUGAUGAGGUUUGUGCUGCUUGAAAUAUUAUGGGAUUUUGCUUUUAUGGAACUGUCGCUUUAUUAGCGAUCUGUUUAGGAUCAUUUUGGGUAUUUGGAACUUAUAACGUCUUUAGAUAGGUUAGAUUAAGAUGUGGAUUUUUCGCCCUAGUUCCUGAACACCCGUGCACUCCACGAUUAGCUUGAGCCCAGGCUGAAAAUCCCUGUUUCUCGGAAGAGGGCAUUUUUCCUGCAUGACCUGAGUCAUACGAACUUUGCCGCGGAUAUCUAUUUUUCAACAAGAAAUCAAUUUACCCAGCCAUUUUCUCUUAGGUAAGAGAGAUGUUGCACUUGAAUUCCUUGCUAACAUAUCUUCCCUUUUUCCCUUGAUUCAGAAUCAAAGGAGAAGCUCAAUGCUUUCGCAAUUUGGGAGAGUCCACAAAGUACCCCAGGCAGGUAAGCUCAACCUACCUCUUUCGGACACCAAGCCUGGGCCUGGGCGCUUCAUGAAAAAAGAUAUAAAAACUGCUGCUCGAGCCAGGCCACUAGCCAGCCGAAAUUGUGCUGGCCUCUCGUUUCUAGGCUAACCCAAUCUUUCGACAGCUCUUUGCGCCAAAAACUAUGCUCGGAUAUACAUAAGGACACAAGGACGUGCCCCUCGUCGUCCAAUUUUAUGCAUAUUGAAACGUCUUUAAUUAAUUUUUUUAAAUUUUUUUUUAUAAAUUAAAAUUGUACGUUAAGAAUUCAAGCACAAUCCAAUUCUAUAUAUAUUUAUUUGAAAAAAGAGCCUCCAACGUUUUUGGCAAGUUUUCCUCAAAAAAUUGCAUUUUUUCUUACUUCAGUUUGUCUUAUCCCAAGUACAAUGAUUUCGCUUACUCUCGUUAUAAAAUAUCACUAAUUUUCUAAAAUAUAUUUUUUUUAUUUUAUUUUAUUAAAUUUUUUUAUAUAUAAAUAAAGUUAUGGUCUUUAAAUAUUCGCUUUGGCCUAAAGAAACAGUCAAAGAAUAUGACGGAAUUUCAUCUGGAGAGACCAUAAAUUUCGGGAUGCCUGGGGUCGUUUUUUCAAUUAUGAGUAUAGGUCUACUAGUGCUUGUAAGCGUUUUUUCAGAGCUUUUUACCUGUGACAUUAAGCAUUCUCAUAGCCAAAAAAAUCUAAAGGCAAGAUCUUCGGCUUCUUUAGACUUUCACAGGAGGUGAUUUUAUAUUUUUAUGUGUUCUGCUUAUAUGGGUUUUGGUGACACAAAUGUAAUAAUCCAUCAAAUUAUUUCUGCUGCAUGAUCUAUAUACUUAUUGAUAAAAAGCUUUAUAGUUUUACAGUAUUAUAAUGUAUUCGAAAACUCAGUUCAAGCAUGUGAGCAAGCUUCGAUUUCGGUUACACUUCUGAUUUUUAUUUUUGGACAGAUAAUGGAUAACGCAGUAAUUAUUGUUAUUCUCAGUAUCUUCCUACAGCCUAUAGUAUUUAUUUUUACUAUUUUAUUGGUCAAAAAAUAUUACUGCAAUUUGCCGAACCGAACAAGCAGAAUAAAUAAUCAAUUUGAUUUUGAAAGAAAAUUUCGAAAUUUUUUAAUUGAUGAAAAUAAGGAAAAUAAAGAUAAAGUUCUAAAUUUAUUUAACUCCCCACUCUCUAAGUGAACAAAACCAUUAGAAAAAUCCUUAUUUUUUGCCUAGAAAACAGCUUGUAUUUUAAACACACAAAUUUCGCAAAUUAAAUUAAAUUUUUUUUAAAAAAAUUUUUUAGAAUUUAUAUAUAAUUGUUUUUAAAAAAACAAAAUUAACCCCCUCCGUGAGCGAACAAGAUUUUUUGCUCGCCCACGGAGGGGAUAGUAAGGAAUAUUGGAAUUCAAGCUUUUUUUAUAAAGAAAAGCUAUUUGUUAUGUGGGAGUUUAAUUAUUGUUUAUAUUUAAAAGAUGAGAGAUUAGCAAGAAUAAAAUUAUCGAAAAUUUCGGCAGUAAAAUCAUCAUUCGAAGGAGAUAUCCAAAAAUGAAGAAUUUUUACAUGGCUAGAAAAUAAAAAGCGCAAGCCAUUUCCUGACAUAAAUUAUUUACAAUAUUUGAAAGAACUAAGCAGGGUUAAAAAAAUUGAUGAAGAACUAUGUCUUAUCUUAAUAGAAUUACAUAAUGAAUUUUUAGCAAGAUCACCAAGAAUAGACAAACUUAUUAAAUUGGUAAUUCGCACAUCAAUAACUGCAAAGCAAACUGCAGAAAGUUAUAAAUCAUUAACAGAAAAACACAAAAAUUUCGAAAGCUAUGACCUAUAUGCAAGUUUUUUAGACAACAUAGCAGGAAAUCAUGACGAGGCAAAUUUAAUCAAUAGAAAGAAAAACAACAUAAGCCACUAUUACAAUCAAAAAAAUGAUGAGCGACUAGAAAAAUAUGGUAAAGGCGUCGGAGUAAUCUUAAUUUCUUGUGCAAAUAAUAAUUUUGGAUCUAUUGUUUACCUCAAUGAAAAAGCUGCUACCAAUCUAAAAUCUUCAGUAUCAAAUAUUUAUGGCGCCUCUAUCUUGAAUUUUAUUCCUGCUCCUUAUGAUAUUUCUCAUGAAAAAAUAAUGAAAAAGUUUAUUUAUGACUGCACAUCAACUCAUAUAUGUUCUCAUCAAGACCUAAUGUUCCAAUGCACUGAUGGAUUUUUUCUUGAAUGUGAUACGCUAAUCAAAUUAACAGCAUUUCAUAACUCAGCCUAUUAUUUGCUAUCAUUUAAGCCAAAAAAGACAUCAAGAGAUAUUGCUUUGAUUUCGGAUGAGGGAUUUAUCAUCUCUCAUUCAAUUUCUUUUCCAUACUGUUUUUCUAAUGAAAAAUGUUUAAAUAAUUGGUCGAUUUCGAAAAUUUUCCCAAAUUUUGGAAACUUGAAGAAAGAUGUUCCUUGGCUCUAUUAAAAAAAUUGUAACUAUUCAUGUAAUGGAUUUUAAUAAUUUUUUUUUAAAAAAAAUAGAAAAUAGCUAUUUUGAAAAUGAUAAUCCCUGAUCUACUUUCCUUGAAAUUUUAACUCACAAUGGAAAAGAAAUUGGGAUUGUAAAUGUAAAAAAAGAUAAAUAAAAUGGCAUUCGGUUCGAGAGAAAUUAGCUUUGCUAAUUUUCUCUCUCUCAUGGAAUUUUAUUUAUGGGGUUAGGUUUUCUCUCGAGAACUUCUGCACAGCAAUAGACGUUUAACUCUGGGGAUAACUAGAGGAACGCCUCCUUAGUGCAUCAAGAGGCUCGGAGUUUUACCUCUCAGCACAUCCCCAUGGGAGGAUGACCCUUAGGCGGAACACGCGCAGGAGCUGAGUCAGGGCGAGGCAUCGGCAACGCGCCGGUGAGAAGUGCAGCAAGACUGGCGACGAAGCUUUGGUACAAGGCUUUGGGCCUGGGCUGACCAGGUUAAUCCAAGAUGGCUCGGUGACAUCACAAGUUUUGCCAAAAGCCCUUUUAUAGGGGCUGCGGCACCGGACACCUUAAAGACCGAAUUAUUAAGUAAGUAAGUAAGUAAAUGUAAAAAAAGAAAAUUAAAUCAAAAACAAUGAAUUUAUUAGUAAUCAUACAUGAUGCUGAAGAGCUAGCCAAAUGAAAAUUAAAUGAAAACGAAGAAUUUAACUCAGAAACAAUUGAUGACAGGCUAAACCUUGAAGAAAAUGAUAUUUCGAUAUUUAAAGAGAUUAAGCAAAGUAACGAAAAAAAGCUUCAGGAUUUUCCGGAUCAAUUAUUUGAAAGAAAAAUGGUAAGAUUAAGAACAAUUCUGCCCCAAAAACUUGGCAGCACCAAUGCUAUUGGAAUAGAUGAAAGCAAAAAAUUUGAAAUGGCCCCAAGCGAUGAGCCCUCAAGGCGCUCUUCAAUAAUUGCAAAUCAAUUACACACAAAAUUUUCAAAAUUAUUGCUUGUCGAGUCCAAACAAAAAAUAAGAAUUUUACAAUUGGUGUUAUUUAUAGCGGUACAAAAUAUUUAGAUGUCCUCAACUCUAGCCUGCGUUAUAGGGAUUUUAGCUUAUAUGAUAACUGACAUAUCACAUACAACAGCUAUGAGCUCUUUUAAUCGUCAAGGAAAACUCCUAUUCAAUUUAGUAUAUAUGGCAGAUUUAGCUAGAACAUUGGAUAAAGGGAAAUUGCUAGGCUCUCCAAAAUAUUUGGAGGACCAUUAUGGUUAUCUUUUAGGUAAUCUUUCACUUGAACUAGAAAAUCUUCAAGGAUACUUACUAGACGAUUUUCGACAGUGAGAUUAUUGCCCAUAUGCAAAAGUAAUCAGUAAGCCAAUUAUACCUCAAUGAAACUUUGAUGGGGCAUAUCCUGAAAUUAUUUUUGAAAAUUUUUAUGAUACGGUGACAGAUUUCAUAUAUUCUGUAUUUUUUAUUUAGGGGACAAAUUUAAUUGAUGACAUAAGAAAUAACAGAAGUUACUCAAAUCAUGUAAAAUUUAUAAUGGCUAAUGGUCUGGGUUAUACUUUUAAUUAUGUAAAUAGGACAAUGAGUGAGAUUGUAAAUUGCGAAGUGGACAGAGUAAAAGAAACAGGAGAAAAAAUAGGAGCUUUAUUAAUGUUUGGAUUUUGCACUGUUGGAGUUUUGGUAUUUAUCGUUGGAGGAUUCAUUUUUUUAGUAUCAAAAAAACACGAUGAAUUUUGAAAUUUUGUGCUUGAAAAAGCUCAGUCUUCAUUAGUUCAACUAAAAGCAUCUUCCAUAGAUCGGCUUUUAAUGGUGCAUGGGCUGGAUUUUCAAUCAGAAACAAAUGCUCAACUUAAAAACUCUCGAAAAAAAAUUCAGUCAAAUUUGUAUAAAAGCUACAUAUGAAGGGUUGCAAUAUUUUUUACAAUUGUUGCUUCGUAUUAUCUAUUGAUUUAUUUCUAUUUAUAUCCAAGUUGUGAAAAAAAUAUGAUAAAUCGGCCAAAAUUCCUAACUCCACUCCAUACUAUUUGUUGUCCAAAACCACCCUCAUUGAAAAUUUUUUAUAAAAAAACUUUCAUAUAUAAGCGAUAAUUAGUAUAAUGAAAUCUCGAUCUAAUUCUAUUUAAUUUUAAAACAUAAAUUUUACAAAUUAAAUAAAUGUUGCUUUCCAAUUUUUUUGCGAAUUUGGAUUUUUUUAAAUUGAAAAAAAAUUAUUAUUAUAAAAUUUAUUACAAAAAAUUUACUCACCCCCAUCGUGUGAGUGAACAGAAAAUUUUUAUUCGCUCAUGGGGUUAAUUAAAAAAGUUAUAUAUAAAUUUUAGAAAAUAUUUUUUUUUCGAAAUUUAAAAAAAAUCCAAAUUCGCAAAAAUUGGAAAGUAAGUAUUUAUUUAAUUUGUAAAAUUUAUGUUUUAAAAUGCAAGCUGGUUAAAAUAAGCAGAAUUAGCUAAUGAUUUCAUUCUAAUAAUAAUCACUUGUAUAUCGAUUUUUUUUCAUAAAAUAUUUUUUUUCACUCACGGAGGGUGGAUUUUUAGGCAAAAAAUAGGGAUUUUCUAAUGGUUUUGCUAGCGAAGUUUUUUGCUCGCUCGGGGGAGUAAGCAAUUUCAAUAUUAGAAGAUCUUUACUUUCAAGACUUACAGUAUGGGCAAGAGAGAUAAAUGUGCCUUAUCUAAUUAAACUUUUGCCUUAUCCCUACCUUUUCCCCAAUCCUUCUAGUUUAUUGCUAUCAACCUUGGACGAAUUAAAUAAAAAAUCUAAAGAAAUUGUGGAGUCUGAUUUUGUAGCUCUCAUGUCUGAAGAAUUAAGAGAGAGAGUAUUUGAAAAAGGAAAUUCAACGAUCAAUAGGCUUUACUCUGGAACUCAGCCUGCAGUGACUAUUAUUAAAGAUGAUAUUUAUAAUAUUUUAUCUUGAAAUAUUCAAUAUUAUUUAGCUGAAAUCGUUUCUCUUUUAAACAAAGUAGCAGAGAUUGAAAAUGAAAUUGGAAAUGAGUUUGAAUUAGCUGAUAGAGACUCAAAAAAUAUUAUAAAUUGGCAACUUAAUGCUAUAAUUCUUACUACAGCUAUUUAUUCAUUUGCCGUUGUUUUACUUUAUUUCUUUUAUUAUUUGCCAUAUUUAAAGAAGCAAAUAAAGCAGUUGGAGAUGUAUGAAAUUUUACCAACGAUUUUAACAAUGGAGUCUUCUUAA
Messenger RNA from Blepharisma stoltei, 6595 nucleotides. The record is from the annotation of a GenBank genome assembly. NCBI's taxonomy places the organism in Eukaryota, Ciliophora, Heterotrichea, Heterotrichida, Blepharismidae.